AUGGAACCAGAUAGAAACCUUUCACUGUCCAAUUUUCUUGCUGAUAAUGAUGACACAUCUGAUGAUCUAUGCAGAAACCCCCCUAAUAACCGAGAGCACUGGGAACCAUUCCCUGAGCCUGCCACACAAGCAUUGAUGGUACCAGAUGGAACCCUUUCACAAAAUAUUUUUUCAAGUGAUAAUGAGGACACAUUAUCUGACCAUAAUGAUGAUAGUGAUGAUGAUCCAGACUAUGUCUGUGAUUCUCAAGGAGAUUCUGACUCUUCAGGGAAGACUUCAUUAAAUAAUUCUCAAGCAUCAUUGCCUAAGGCUAAAUGUACAUCAAUAAAUGGCAUCACUCGAUCACUGAAAUCUCUGUCAUCAGAUCAGUCAUUGGAGGCAUCAUCAAGAUAUGGAGGCAUUGAUGCUGACCAUGAGGGGAUAACUGUGAUGAAGACCAACAAUCAAGGAGGGCGAAAAUAUGACAAGGUAGCUUAUUGCAUGAUGUGUGAGAAGCCCCACAAAAAACUUCCUGAUCACCUGCGGUCACAACAUUCCAAUGAAAUAAAGGUGGCUCAAUACAUGGCAGCAACGAAUCGAAAAGAAAAGGAUAAGCUAUUGACAUUGAUAAGAAAUAAAGGAAAUCACAUGCACAACUACAGGGUCUUCGAAAAGGGUCAUGGAGAGCUUGUGGUCGUAUAUAGACCUUCUUGUGAAGCAAAGCCCCGUGAUUAUCAGCCUUGCAAAGAUUGUUUGGGAUGGUUUGCGAAAGCCGAAUUGUGGAAACACCGCUGCAUUUUGAAGCAAGAAGAGCCGGCUAAGGAGCAAAAGAAAAAACGAAGAAGACUAUUAGCACAAGGUCGACUCUUGCUUCCACCAGUGCCCUGCACAUCAAGAGAUUCUAUAACACACAAAGUACUGAGUGGUCUCAGCGAUGAUGAAAUCAAGGCCUGCAUUCUAAAUGAUCAGUUGAUUCUAGAAUUGGCCAAGGUGUACUCUAAGAAAUUGGGCCAUGACGAAGAACAGCACAACCACAUCAGAUGCAAGUUACGAGAACUAGGAAGACUUGUACUUCAGUUUAGACGUUGCAGCUGCAAUGGCAAGGCAAGUCUGACUUCCCUGAUAUCACCAAAUGGUUUUAUGACUGUCUUGAGUGCUGUCAAGAAAGUGGCAGGCUUUGAUGAGGAGAACCACUUGUUCAAUACACCAAGUCUAGCACUUAAGCUGGGACAUACCUUAAGAAAGGCUGCCUUUGUGCUCCUGAGUAAGGCUUUGAUGGACAGAGAUGGGGAUGACAUGCAGAAACUUGUAGAAAAGUUCAUCAAGCUGCUGGACACUUGUUGGGGAUCUGAAAUCUCUACUCAUGCUCUACGAACUUUGUACCAGAGGAAACGAAACCAGCCCAAACUCCUACCCCUAACGAGUGAUGUUGUGGCUUUGUCAAGACACCUAGAGGUACAGGCUGAACUUUGUGUAGACAAACUGUCAUCUGGGACCGCAAUCGAAAACCAUAGCACAUGGAGAGAACUCAACAAGACCAUGCUGGCUCAUCUCAUUGUGUUUAAUAGGAGGAGACAAGGGGAAAUCAGCAAGAUGACUCUUGAUGACUACAAUAAAAUCAAGAAAGACACCCUUGUAUCCCACAGGGAGGAAGCAGGUGUAAACCCAAGCAACAAAUACCUGUUCGCUGUAGCCAAUAGUGACACUACAUCUCAUGUUCGAGGGUCAGAUGCUCUCCGUGAGCUGUCAGAAGCAUGUGGAGCACAAAAUCCUUCAACACUUCGAUCCACAAAAUUACGGAAGCAUGUAGCUACCAUGUCACAACUAAUGAGCUUGAGGGACCAUGAGAUGGACGCCUUAGCAAACUUCAUGGGCCACGAUAUUAGGAUACAUAGGGAGUAUUAUAGACUGCCAGAUGCUGCUAUGCAGGUGGCCAAAAUAUCAAAGAUCCUGUUCGCCAUGGAGGGAAAAGCUGGGAACCCGGUCCAGCUGAUUGGCACUGCAAAAAGUCUGGAUGAGCUUCAAAUCAAGUUAGAUGAAGAGAUCGACACUGGAGAACAGGGACCUGAAUCAUGUGAUGACAAUUGUGACAGCGAUGUUGAUUCUGGUGAUCAUGAUGUCGAACGUCAGCUACCUGGAUGCUCCCAAAAAGGUACCAAAAGGCAAAGGAAAACGCAACAUGUACUGGAAGAGGUUGAUGAACAGCCAAUAAGGAAGAAACGAAAGACAGCAUGGAGCGAUGCGGAAAAGUCGGCUGUCCAGAGACGUUUAGGAGCCUUUAUGACUGUUCAUUCUAAGCUACCUGGCAAGAGAGCGAUAGACGAAUGCUUGAAAGCUGAAGCUGUGCUGAAACACAGAACGUGGGUCAACAUCAAAGACUACGUAAGAAACUCGAAGGUUACCAAAAGCAGAAAAACACAGCCUUGGUAAAAACAUUCCCUUUAAUAUCAAAUCACCAUUUUUAUAUUGAAUACACACAUGCUUUUGUUUUGAGUCACCAAACUGCUGAAAAUGCUCAUAAAUUACAAGGCAUGUUCUUGUUAUUACAGUCUAAAAUGUGUAUUCUUUUAUAUUUGGUUUCUCCAUGUAUUCAUAAAAUGUUUACCCACUCUACUGGCAAAGGAUUUGUUAUUUUGAGGUUUUAUUAUCAUUUUUGUAGGCAUCCGGCAAUUUGUAAUUGUGUUAGGGUCUUAGUGGACCUAUGCUUGGCCACUCCCAGAUAUCAAUGACAGGGAGCAUAUCGUUUAGGCAACAUGUACUGAUUACAAUGAGAAUUUUGCAGCAUGAGUUGGAAAUAUCCUAUUUGAACAAGAAAAAAACCCAUAGAUUUUUUAACGAAAUAAAUCAGUGGAAGUUGUAAUCAAACAGUCAAGUAUUUGUAUUUACAUACCAUAAUGGCAGCAUAAGAAGGCAGUAGGGGAAUUGACUAGUGUAAUGCUUGUACAUUUGUGACACAAUUAAAACUUAAACAACAUUUAUUAUGAGAACACGUUCAGUAUAGUGUAUUAAUAUCAUCAUCAAGGGAGAGUGCCCUUAUUAUGUGUAAAGGGUGCCCCUUUUCAUUUUGGACAGAACUUGUGUUGUUUCUGAUAUUAUUAUGGGGUUGUACUAAACACUCGGGUCGCGGCGCGCUGAAAAACACUCGGGUCACGGCUCGUUUGGCCAUCUUUUUUUAAGUGUCUUCAAAUCGGCUUUUUAAUAUAAGGGGGAAAUCUUAUUUCAAAUUAGCGACUGUUUUUACACUCGGGUCGCGGCUCGCUGGGCCAUUUUUUCAAUGAUGUCUUCAAAGGGGAUGCGUGGGGAAAUUUACUUUAAAAACGAAGUUGUAAGUUGUGAUGGUUUUUUGUUCAAUGAUAGACAAAUAAGAAGAUUAUAAUUAAGGCUGACAUCGGGAAAGACAAAUAUACUAGGUGGGUAAAGUGGAUUUUAGAUAAAGUGUAAUAGUACAUAGGUAUAUGAUCUAUUAAUAUGAUAGAAACAAGGAAGAAUGGAUACAGUGAGAAGAUGAAUUGUGGGAAAUUAAGAACUACCAAGAGAGGAAUACAAAAACAAAGAAUGAAAGAAUGAAAUGAAUAUUUCCAUCAUUCCUUGUAAUAUCCUAUCAAAUUUUAUUCCUCGCUUUAUUUUCAUAUUUGUCAGUCUUUAAAAAAUAUUCUUUCUAAAUUUUAUUCUACCCCUUUAUUUCUCAUCUUUUUUCUAUCAUGUAAAUCUUUAUUUCCUCCACUCUUUUCUUUAUAUCUUUAUCACUGUUAAAUCUGGCCAAUGAAUUCUUUCAAUUCCCUUUUUAUUAAAUAUUUGUUUUCUUUCAUUCUUUGUUUAUGUAAUCCUCUCUUGUUAGUUCUUAAUUUCCCACAAUUCAUCUUCUCAUUCUAUCCAUUAUUCCUUGUUUCUAUCAAAUAUACAGUUCAUUUCCCUUGUAGUAUUACACUUUCUCUAAAAUCCACUUUAAUCACCUAGUAUUUUGUCUUUCCCAAUGCCAGCCUUAAUUCUAAUCUUCUUAUUUGUCUAUCAUUAAAAAAAUAAUAAUCACAACUUCCAACUUCUUUUUUAAGAAAAUUUCCCCACGCAUCCCCUUUGAAGACAUCAUUGAAUAAAUGGCCCAGCGAGCCGCGACCUGAGUGUAAAAACAGUCACUAAUUUGAAAUAAUAUUUUCCCCCUUAAAAACCGAUUUGAAGACACCAUUUUGUUUAAAUGGCCAAACGAGCCGCGACCUGAGUGUUUAGUACAAGCCAUUAAUAUGGGAUAGUGUAGAGAUAGAAUUUGUACACUUUUGUUUAAUUAGCAAUGCAGUAGUUUCUGCAGAUUUAGUAUAAUUGUGGCAAAAAAUAGAGGGGGAGUCAAUGAUCAGUGCCCCCUUUAAAAAGUAAACCGAAUGUAUGUUUGUUGUGAAUUAAUAUGAACAGAUCUGAAUAUUAUUCUCAGAUUUCCCACAUACAUAAAAUAUGUCAAUUUAGUGUUUAAGCACUAGACUAUAGAUGAUGGUUGUAAUGUGAAUAAUUAGUUGUGAUGGGGGUCGGGGACCCAAAACCUUUUUUUUUUGUAAUACCUUUGCAACAAAACAAAUAAAAAGGGCUAUAAUAAAGGGUUGGUUCCAGUAUAAUCAUAUAAACCUACAAUAUUAAUAUGAUUCACCUUACUUCUUGCUGAUUCAAUUUCAUCCCUGGUCCCUUUUUUUUUGGGGGGGGGGAUUUGUGAUGUCAGUGAGUUCUCCUUCAUUCUUCAUCAUUGUUCAAAAGUUGGCUUCUCCAACAAAUUUGUAUUGCGUCAGAUUUGUGUUAAAUGUAUAGCACACAACUAAUGAUGAUGCUAUGAUAGGAAUGUAAAAAACAGAUAUGCUGUGUAGCUUUUUUAACCUUAGGUACUGUUAAACUCUACGUAAUUAUGUUCAUCAAACUAAUAUCUGGAAUCUUUUACAUCCAUUUUGCCCCCAAAUCAAACUCCAUCAUGUUAAAUGGUAUCUUUGGAAUGUACUAUUGUUACCACUGACAAAUAUUCAUAUAUAAUAUUUGAGAAACUUGGAAAAAUGGAUAUUAUUAAUUUUGUCAGACUGAAAAGGGAAUUAUCCCUCAAAUACUAACGCAUUCAUAUUUAUAUGUAUCACAUGAUUUUACAACAAAAGAAAAUAAAAUGGUAUAUAAAUCAGGACUUUCUAGCAAACUGUGUGGUGUGCUAGUACUCUACCUAGGGGCUGCUAUUUUCUUAGAGAGCAGUAGUGACUCUUGACCUUCAGUUUCAGUUUAGUUUCAUUUAUUUCACACUAAAUAAUUUCGAAAUUACAUGUGAAAAAAGGAACUUAAUCAAAAGCAUAGCUUGUAGAAUUUAAGUUCCUCAAAAUAAUGUUGACACAGUGUCAUUCAUUAUAAGGUAGAAGUAUGAUGAUACAAAAUCAGAGUAUACAGAUAAAACAAUGAAAUGAUAUGGAUGAUGGAUGUAAGAAAGAAGAGAACUAGGAAGGGAAGGUAAAGCAUGGGGGUCAGGAGAAGAAUGAGGAGAGAGAAAAGGAAGUUUUUAGAAUAGAAUAUUCAAGGUCGGGAGUCACAGUCCAGAAAAAAAUAGUAUACUUGUGCAUUACAUGUACAAAUUUAAUACUAACAAUUUGAUAUGUUUUUUAAAGCUGCAACAGUUCUUAAGCUAUUUGAGAUUCGGAUCAAUGGUGCUUCAGUAGUUUGGUCCUGUGUAUGAAAUAGUUUUUAUGGCGAAAACUGCCCUGGUUAGGGAGGAUGAUAGUUUGUACGUGUUGCAUGUCGUGUUUGGUAUGUGUGUAAAGCAUCAUUUUUUGUAAAGCGUUCAAUUAUGGCUGAUGGGAGUAUUGCUAAAUAACAUUUAAUUAUUUUUUUUGUUUAAUAUUCAAGGAGACUUUGUUUGCCUGGAUCCAAGAGAGGGCUUUUGGCUUUCUUGCUGUGUGUUUACAGCAGUGGGCUCUUUUUUCUUCAUUUCUAGUUAUGAGUUAUGUUGUUCAAAGUUGUUACAGAUGUUAUCUUUUGUUUUCAUUAAUUGGUUGCUUAAUUUCUUGUUAUGGUUUGAGGUGGGUUUUGUUUUUAGGUUUUAGAAUUCUAGAUUUUUUUUAGAAUCCCUGGGGAUUUUGCGGUAGUAAACCCCAUUUAUUUAAGUGGCAGAAUUCAUUUUAUGCCUCAACCUUUCAUAUCAUUCCAAACACACAAAUAUACUAUACAUGUGUAUAAAUUAAGGAUGGCCGGCCAAGAAUGAACAGUAAUAUGAUCUGUUAUUUUAACAAGACCUCAAAGAAAUCAUGAAAUAUGCGUAGGCUGAGUUGAUCAAUUCUCCAAGUAAAUGAUAUCAAUAUCAUCUAUUUUGCCUUCGUUUGUAUUCUAACCUCAUUUUCUGUGGCAAUGUCAACUUCACAAUAUUGCACCAUUCUUUUACCCAGGUGAUGUUAGAAAUAAUUCUUUAUUCGUAAUCACAAUUAUAAGACAUUUUUCUACUACAUGCAUGUUUAAUCUGUAGAUUUUUGCAAAUGUGGUGCAAUUCCUGUGGUUCAAUUGUAUUGAUUGGUACUAAUGCCCUUUUUAUGUACACGUUCGGACUUAACUCCUAAUUGCAUAUCAUCGCUGGACGUGUUAAACUUGUCUCUUGUAAAUUUCAUGAUUUGCAUGUGCCUUUGAAGACUGUCAAAUAAUUGUAUCGAAAUAAAGUAUAUUUUACAGAAAUUCAAAGAAGAUAAACUAUUGUUUAUUACAAUUGGCAUUUAUUUGAUUCUAUCUCGUCUUUUUCCUCUGUAGUACAAUACACCUGCUGGUGUAUGAGAUAUUUAUAGAAAUAACAUGAUAAUUCUGUGAUUUUUGUUUUCCCUCUUUAACAUAAGUCAUAUUUUAAAAUUAAGAAAGAAAAUGAUUUGCUAGAUAAUACUGCAUAGUUUUAAAACUGUAAUUAUAUCCAAUUUUAUAGUGGCAAGUAUGUAUAUGUUUGCAGGAGGUGUGUUAAAGAAUUUAAUAGAAUUCGAGGAUGAAAGGAAAGAAAAUAUUCAGGGAAAGUGGUUUGAUACCACAUUGAUCGAGGAAUUGUUAAAACAUGUUGAAAAAGAUGACAGUUUCGUCCUUAAAUUGAAUGAAGAUAUAGUUAGAGAGAGAGAAAGAGAGGAGCACAGGAGAAAGUUUUGCAAACUUUUUGUGUGGUGGUGUCAUUAAGUUCCGUUGGUACGUACAGUGGAAUUAUUAAAGUUAAUUUCCUUCAUUAUAUCUUUCCCAGCUUAUCUAUUAAUAAUUUCAACGUGUGCAAGCACUGUAACAUCAUUUGCGAUAUAGUGAUUCCUUACAGUUAAAAUAAUGAAGACAUAUCAGUACGCAAUAUAGUACAAACAAGCUCAAUCUUUAUUUUGUAUAUGUGUCUUCUUUCUUCAAAAGACAUAAACGUUAUUCACAAAACAUAACAUUUUCACAAGUCGAUACGUCAAAAUGCAAACAUGUAUAAGAAAAGAAUAAAUGUUACAAACAUAUUUUGAUGAUAGUAAGAGAACAAAAGGAAUCUCAUACAAAGAAGCAAUGAUAUUAAUCCAUACUCUAUACCACUAGUGAUAACGAUUAAUUUAAAAACAUUUACAAAUAUGAAUUGUAUUCUUUCCUUGAAUUGCCGAAAUCUUCCCCCUCCCCCCGAAAACAAAAAUA
Strongylocentrotus purpuratus (purple sea urchin) is the source of this 7602-nucleotide messenger RNA. RefSeq lists its product as uncharacterized. The record is from RefSeq and is a predicted model, not a curated record. The coding region runs from base 1 to 2409 and encodes 802 amino acids. The transcript has 4 exons. NCBI's taxonomy places the organism in Eukaryota, Metazoa, Echinodermata, Echinoidea, Camarodonta, Strongylocentrotidae.